AUGGCUCCAGGACAUUUGGUCCAUAGUCACGCACACGAAGAAGAUUUGCCUGGGACGGUCAAUCUUCGAGCUGCAGAGGGGGACGACACAGCUUUUGGGCAAGCGUUAUAUCCCGUCCCAGCGGAGGACCCCAAUGAUCCUUUACAAUGGCCUGCCUGGAAGAAAUCAAUGAUCUUGCUCGUUUGCGCCUUAUACAGUUUUCUCGGCAACUGUGCGCUUCUAGGACCGUCGGUGUACAUCGGUCUAUAUGCGAAAGAGUUUGGCAUUAGCCCGACCAAGGCCUCUGACCUAGUGUCGUAUCCGAAUCUUGCAUUUGGCUUCGGGUCGUUGAUACUAGUACCGCUAUACCUCAAGAUUGGACGUCGUCCUGUCAUGCUGAUAUCCAUGGUGUUCUUCUGCGCAGGCCUAAUUGGUGCAUCCCAGGCAACUACUUUUGGUGGACUUAUGGCCUGUCGCAUCAUCCAUGGGUUCGGCUCAGGGGUUUGCGAAGCUUUACCCGUGCAGCUAGUCAACGAUGUAUUCUUUCUGCACGAACGUGGCUUGCGUAUCGGCUAUUACACUAUCGCACUUUGCUUCGGUUCCACGGGCCCUCUAUACGCUGGAUACAUGCUUGCGGGAGGCUACUCCUGGAAGCUGUACUUCUACGUCGUCUUCGCCUUUGCGGUCGCACUCCUCAUAGCGGCAUUCUUUGUAGUAGAAGAGACGGCCUACAAGCGCGUAUCGCCGACAACUUCCCCAGGAUCUACCUUGACCACGGAUAAGGUCGCCGACGCCUCCCACACCGAGUUCGCCUCUUCGGUCCCAACACGCAAAACGUUCGCACAACAGCUCAAAGUCUGGAAUGGCAUCGAUCACGAACAAGAAUUCUGGAUCAUGAUUCCUCGCUCUUUUACAUACUUCCUCGUUCCUCAGGUCCUAUGGGUGGCUACUUCGUUCGGCAUUUACAUUGGUCUCGGCGCAUUGGCCUUCAACUAUACCUUUCCCCUCAAGAUCACUGCGCCUCCAUACAAUUGGAGCGAGACCAACAGCGGACUCAUCACCAUCGCCACGUUCCUAGGCUUCUUGCUCGCUCUGCCAUUCCUCUCAUCGUCUGACCGUCUCGCCGCUCACUACACCCGGAAGAACGGUGGCAUUCGCGAAGCAGAGAUGCGCCUCGGCGUCAUGCUUCCCGCCAUGAUCGUCGCGCCUGCGGGAGUAAUCCUGUACGGCCUCGCCGCCCAAAAUAACCUCCACUGGAUCGCGUACUUCUUCGGCGUGGGAAUGGAUCAAUGGGGCGCGCUUUUCUACUUCAGCUUCACCCUCGCUUACGCGGUUGAUUCGUAUAAUGCCAACACAUCCGAAAUGCUCAUCGCAAUGAAUCUAGGCAAACAGGCGAUCAGUUUUGGCAUGGGCAUCUACCUUCUGGAUUGGAUCCUCGAGAAUGGUUUCUCGGUUACGAUAUCUGGUAUCUUUGCGUCUGUUUUGCUGGCGAAUAACUUGGUGCUGUUGAUAUUUAUGGUGUGGGGCAAGAGGAUUCGUAUUUUCAUGAGCAAGACUUGGCUUGCGAGGUUGCAUAGAGGGACGAUUAAGAGUGUCGAGGUUGCUUAG
Didymosphaeria variabile is the source of this 1587-nucleotide messenger RNA. RefSeq lists its product as uncharacterized. The transcript is spliced from 7 exons. The coding region runs from base 1 to 1587 and encodes 528 amino acids. Gene Ontology annotation, molecular function: transmembrane transporter activity. Gene Ontology annotation, biological process: transmembrane transport. Lineage: Eukaryota; Fungi; Ascomycota; Dothideomycetes; Pleosporales; Didymosphaeriaceae. The record is from RefSeq and is a predicted model, not a curated record.